GGAGGGAGGCUGCACACACCCAGUGCCCACUCAGGACAGGGACACCGAAGCCGCUCUGUAUUCUCCCGGGCGCCUUUCUCCUAGGCUGGGCAGAAGGCAAAGGACCCAGGAACACGCAGCCCCACCUCUGGGGCCAAAGUUAAGAACUUCCUCCCCCUUGGACGCACUUGUCUUUGGAUGCUGCUGGUGCCCGGCUGACCCUCGUGCAGACCAGCCAGCAAAGAUUUGAACAGGUCACAGGAUGAUGGACAAACAGAUCCUCGUCAUUCUCCUGGUCACAGCCUGCAGAAGCGUGAUGAGAGCCUCUGCAGAGACAGAGGACUUCUUCCAGACUUCUUCCCUCUCAAGGGCACAGGAUGUUCGCCCACGCAUGAAGAGAGACUGGAUUUGGAACCAAAUGCACAUCCAAGAGGAGAUGCCUGGUACACUCCCUCAUCAUGUGGGCAAGAUCACAUCAAGUGUGAACAGGAAAAAUGCCAGGUAUGUUCUCAAAGGGCCAGAGGCUGGCAAAGGCAAACUCUUUGGAGUCAAUGAACACACUGGAGAUGUGUAUGCUUUUGAGAGGCUGGACCGGGAGAAGAAAUCCGAAUAUUACCUCACCGCGUAUAUUGUGGACAAAGAUACCAACCAGAACCUGGAGCCACCUUCCAACUUCACCAUUAAAGUUCAUGACGUGAACGAUAACGUCCCUGAAUUUGCGCAGAGACUCUUCAAUGGCUCGGUGCCAGAGAUGUCAGCUGUUGGAACUUCAGUCACCAGAGUCACAGCAGUGGAUGCCGACGACCCCACCGUAUUAGGACAUGCCUCGGUUACCUAUAAUAUCAUUCAAGGCAGAGAGUAUUUCACCAUCGAUGGUUCUGGCACCAUCUUCACAACUGUACAUAACCUGGAUCGAGAAAAACAGUCAAAGUAUGAGAUUGUGGUGGAAGCCAAAGAUGGUCCAGGACUCCAUGGGGAGUCCAGCACAGCCACAGUCGUCAUCACUGUGAGCGACAUCAAUGACAAUUUCCCAAUUUUCACUCAAACAAAUUACAAAUUUGUGGUUCCUGAAGAUAUCCGAGUGGGAAGCUCCCUGGGGUCCCUGACAGUUGAAGACCCUGAUGAGCCCCAGAACCGAAUGACUAAGUACAGCAUUGUCCAGGGAGAAUACAGGGACACCUUCAUCAUUGAGCUUGAUGCUUCCAGGAACGAAGGCAUCAUCAAACCCAUGAAGCCCCUGGACUAUGAGAAUAUCAAAGAAUAUAGCUUCAGCAUCGAGGCAACAGACCCAACAAUUAACCUCCGGUACCUGAAUAAAGCUCCCCCAAAGAACUUGGCCCUUGUUUACAUCAAUGUCACGGAUGUCGAUGAACCGCCAGUCUUCUCACAACCUUUCUACCACUUCAAAAUGCCAGAAAACCAAAGGGUGAACUCAGUUGGCUCAGUGUUAGCCAAGGACCCCGAUGCAGCUCAAUGGAACAUUGGAUACUCCAUCCGGAAGACCAGCGACAGAGGACAGUUUUUCAGAAUCACCAAGCAAGGUUACAUUUCCAAUAUUAAGGAAUUGGACCGAGAAAUCUACCCUUGGUAUAACCUGACUAUUGAAGCCAAAGAGAUGAAACCUCAGGGGAAUGCCAAUGGCCUAGAAUCCAUUGCACAAGUUUAUAUCGAGAUCCUGGAUGAGAAUGACAACGCUCCAGAGAUUCCACACCCCGAUGAUGCCAAAGUGUGCGAGAAUGCCGCCCCUGGAACAUUAGUCACAAGGAUCUUGGCCAUCGACAAGGAUAUAACACCGCCAGACGUGAAGUUCAAAUACUCCCUGAUUAAAGAGGACAGUAAUUUCACCCUGACAGAAAAUCGAGACAAUUCAGCCAACAUCACAGUGAAAUAUGGUCAGUUUGAUCGGGAAAGAGCCAAGGUUCACUACCUCCCAGUGGUCAUUGCCGACAAUGGGAGACCCAGCCUUACAGGCACCACCACUCUCACCAUCACGGUCUGCAAAUGCAAUGACCGUGGGGAGCCCACGUUCUGUGAGGAGCCAGAAAUGCAGGUUGGAGUGAGCAUCCAGGCGCUCGUAGCAAUCUUUCUGUGUAUCCUCACCAUUGUUGUGAUCACCGUGCUGAUAGUCCUUCGCCGGAGGUUGAGGAAGCAAGACAGAGCCCAGGGCAAGAAUGUAGCAGAAAUCCAUGAGCAGCUGGUCACCUAUGAUGAGGAAGGUGGUGGAGAGAUGGACACCAACAGCUACGAUGUCUCUGUGCUCAACUCAGCCCGCAAGAGCAGUGGCAAGCCUCCAGGAGGGAAGCCCCCCAGACCUGCCUUAGAUACACGACCCUCUCUCUAUGCUCAGAUCCAGAAACCUCCCAGGCCAGCUCACCCUCAGGCAGUAACUGGAGAGAUGGCCGUCAUGAUCGAGGUGAAGAAGGACGAGGCGGACCAUGAUGGCGGUGGGCCCCCAUAUGACACACUCCACAUCUAUGGCUACGAAGGGGCUGAGUCCAUCGCCGAGUCGCUCAGCAGCCUCGUCACAGACUCCUCAGACUCAGACAUUGACUAUGAUUUCUUGAAUGACUGGGGACCCCGGUUCAAGAUGUUAGCUGAGCUCUAUGGCACUGAGCCUAGCCACGAAUUAAUAUACUAAAGUCACCACUGACCAGGAGGCCAUGAAGGACAGGGGCUGUCAGAGGCCAGCUGCAAAUGGCACAGAACUCCAAGUUCUCACACUAAGGAUCAACAAAACCCUUUUUUCAUUUGGAUCCUGGAAACCAGCCCCUUGAAGGAAAAGAUCCCCAAGGUCACCUGAAACUAUAAGGAUAGACAUAGCCAGUUUUAAAUUUCUUGCACAUGAUAGAUAGCUCAAUAAUGGUUUAUUGAAUUCACUUGAGUUUGGAAGAUGAAGAAAAAGAGCUGAGUGUAAUCACAUACCACAUCCCACAUUUAUCCACACCUCUAGAGAGGCACUGGGGUGUAGGAGAAAAAAUCCUGGAUUUGGACCCAAGUUCAAAUUCUGCCUCUGCUAUUCACCACUUGUAAAUGUGAAAAAGUCAGUUCCCUCUUUUUUAAAAUGAAGCGAAUGGACCAGAUGAUCUCUAAGGUCCCUUCCAGCUCUAAAUCCUGGGAUUAUGUGAAAAGCCUGGCCAUCCUGACAGUGGAGGCACCACUGUCCACCUGAUGGCAAAUAGCAGAUUUCCCACUUCUCCAUGAUUUGCUGUGCAACAAACAAAACAAGGACUGACAACUCUGUCCCAUGCAGAGCUUUAGGAGAGAAGUCUCAGGGGAAGCCAUACUGACUGUGUUUGCUUUGCUUCAAAUUAGCACAAAGCUUUAUUAACAAACCUCCUUACUUUCUCUGAACCUGAGAUAAAAGAUGGACUUUCCUCUUACACCACAACCAGUUACUUAAAUCUGUUAACCCCAGUGAUUGUUUUCAGACUUUUGGGGGCUGAAAUGGUUCCAAUUCUCAGGUGCUUUCUUAAGGAAUAGCAUCUUUCUGUCCUCAGAUACUUCCUAGCUAUGUGACCCUGGGCAAGUCACCUAACCUACGUUGCCUACUUAGCCCUUACUGCUCUUCUGUCUUGGAACCAAUACAUAGUGUUGAUUCUACAGUGGAAGGUAAGGGUUUAAAAAAAAAAAGAAUAGCAUCUUUGGGGUCAGUCUGCUUUGGGUCCCACAAUCACAGAGGAAUGGAUUUGAUGACUUGUACCUUCUAGAUGGGGUCUAUCCAGCUGGAUGGAUCUCUGUCUCUCUGUCUCUCUGUCUUUCUAUCUCUCUCUGUCUCUAUCUUUCUCUGUUUCUCUCUCUCUCUCUCUCUCUCUCUCUCUCUCUCUCUCUCGUGCUCACACUCUUUUCUCAACAACGGCAAGUGUGUUGUUCCCUUUGUUUCUCGUCAAUCCUCUUCUAAAUAUAUAGAUAGACGCAUUCUUUUCUCUUAGAAAUAGAAAUCCAUCAAUGAAGCACAUACUCACCUUUGUUCUCUUAGAUCUUCUUCCAAACACAACAAAACAUCUCAGAGGUCAUAUAAUAAAUACAAUGCCAUACCUGACUAAGAAUCCCUUCUCCAGCCUCCCAGAAGUGAUCAGAUGACUUUUUCUUGAAGACCGUUACCCCAGGAAAGGAGACCUGACCCUCUCCCAUAGCGACUCAUUCCUCAUUUUGGCCAGCUCUAACAGUUAGGAAGUUUUUCUUACCCAAAAGUAAAAUCUGGUCCCCGAAACUUUCACCUAAUUAUAAUUCUAUCUAAUUUCUCCUAUUUCUGCCUUCUGAGUUCACAGACUCAGUCUUAUCCUUUACCCUGGGUGCCUUUUGGACACCUGCCAAAAACCAUCUUGGAUUAUCCCUAAAAAAAGAAAGAGAACUUUCUUCAAUGUUCUUCCCAGCAGCCUGACAUCCCCCAAUCCCUGUAAGGCACGGUUUCUAAGCUCCUCAUCAACACCGGUUACCCUCCCCUGAAUAUGCUUUAGUUGGCUAGUGUCAUGCCUCAAACCGGCCACAAUAGUCUGAUAGUGCGCUGACCAAGCCAGAAGACAGUGGAGUGGUUGCCUCCAUUGUUCUGAAUCAAUUACUAGUGUAUGGAUGUAGCACUAUGCCUGUAGAAUGCAGCUUUAGCUGUUGGGACCGCCAUGCCAUGCAGUUGACUUAUGUUUGACUUGAAGUUGACUAGACCCCAUGAACAUCAUCCCUCUCCCGAGACAAAGUCAAGCUCAGCUCCUGGCACCACCCUACAAAACUUAUUUGAAGGGUCCACUGAACCCCUCUUCCAACACUACAUUGUAGCCCACAGACCAAAUGGGCCAUAUAGCUAAAGGCCUUCAGGGAACUUGUUCCUUGAGUUUUGAAACAGAGAUGAAUUUUUCCUCCCAGAUGAGAUGUUAGAAAUGGGAAAUGAUGCACCAAAGAAUAGGGUUCCAGGACUGAAUUUGUGUCUAUCUCUUAAUUUACAGCCUUCGAUAUUUAAAAGAUCUAGGGGCAGCUAGGUGCUACAACAGAUAGAAUACCCAGACUGGAGUCAGGGAGGCCUGGGUUCAAAUCUGGAUUCAGACACUUCUUUAGCUGUGUGACCUGGGCAAGUCACUUAACCCUGAUAGCCACACCCUUGCUUUUCUGUCUUAAAAUGUUACCAAGUCAGAAAAUAAGGAUUUUAAAAAGUAUAUUUAAAAAUUCAAUAAUUUCAUUCUCAUUGGUACUCCCCCAAAAAUGUUGAUUGCCACCCCCUACUAAUUAAUGCCAAGUCUGUAGCUGAAAGGUUCAUGAACCUAUGCCCAAACUGAUGAGGCACCUCUCUGAAUUUAGCUAGUCUGGUCCUUGGAUGACAGGCACACUGUCACAUGGCCCAUCCUUUCUGCUUACAAAAAGCACAUAUUCUGCGGGCAUAACCUUGGUAAUUCAGGGUCACUAGAAAAUUACAGUGAUGAGCUGGAAGAGAACUGCCUAGAGGUUGAAUCUUAAAAUGUUCUCUCAAUGGGAGUUACCAGCAUGCAUCCUUUUCCUUAAGAACAUUCCCAGAUAAAAUCAGACUUAAUUCUCCCUGAAGACCCAAGGGACCCAACUUUGCUGCCUCCAUCUCCCUAUGAGCCCUUCACCUCUACUACCAUCACCACUUGGUUUCUCCUUUGGAAUGGAGAGAGACCUGAGAAGGCCUUCCAUUCCUCUUCUUUAUCUUUUUAUCUUCAUAUCCUCUUCGUUGUCUAUCUUUAUCUUUAUAUCCUUGGGCCAUUCCCCUCAUGAAGAUCCAGUAAAGGAAACUUUCCCAGACGUGACUCAUAUCCCAUCAAGAGCCACCUACAGCAAUCCAAAAAUGAAACAUUCUUUGACAAAUAAGUAUCACAAAGUUCACUGUCCACACAGCUAGAAAAAAUGCAGUGAUCUGAUCAUUCUGGCAGUGUAGACAGUUUCCAAUCCAUACAGUAAUGCCUUGAGCCUGUUUGGGGUGCUUUCACCCUGUGACAAAAUGUAGAUAACAUUGAAAUAUUUCCCCAAGCCCUACCUAGUUGGGUUUCUUUUCUACAUAAAAGUAUUUUACUAAUAAUACUGACAGGCAAAUAUAUAUAUAUAUAUAUAUGUGUGUGUGUAUAGCUCAGAAUAUUGGUUCACAAUUAAUUACGUGCUAGUCAAGUUAACUUAAUAGUAAUUCAGAUUAUGUUAGUUGGAUAAAGUUUCUUAAAACCUUUCUCUCUCUGCCCCCCCUUUUUUAGCAUAGUCAUUGUUUUCUGGAGUUAUUAACUGUAUAUUGGCCAAGUUGCUGCAUUGAACGUACUGUAUUUUUUUAUAUUUGGGGUUUUUACUUAAAUAAAAGAAAACCUUGAA
Messenger RNA from Monodelphis domestica (gray short-tailed opossum), 6279 nucleotides. RefSeq names its product cadherin 5 (gene CDH5). NCBI's taxonomy places the organism in Eukaryota, Metazoa, Chordata, Mammalia, Didelphimorphia, Didelphidae. Gene Ontology annotation, cellular component: catenin complex; adherens junction; plasma membrane. Gene Ontology annotation, biological process: homophilic cell-cell adhesion; cell-cell junction assembly; calcium-dependent cell-cell adhesion. Gene Ontology annotation, molecular function: calcium ion binding; protein phosphatase binding; beta-catenin binding. The record is from RefSeq and is a predicted model, not a curated record.